CCUCCGACCAAAACACGAGACACGCCGACACCACGCCGCAUCUACUCGCUCCUUUAUGGCUGCACUCGGAUUGGCCCAUGCACGGCCCGGACGGCCCGCGAGAACCGCUUUCACCCGCUUCGGAGUGGCACAGUGCACUGCAGUGAGCGGGCGGGGCUCGCCGGGCCGGUCGGGUAUUCGGUUAGUCAUCCGCCACUGCGGGCACUUGCACUCGCGCUGCACUCCCGAGGCCCCAGGCCCGCGACCGCCCGCGACCCGCCGGGGGGGGGGAGUGCACUGGAAGUGGAAUCGCUGUAGCGAUGCGUGAGGUCGAGAUCAGCUUGCCUACCCAAGGACACAGCACCGAGCCCAGUCCUGCGGAUGCGCCAUGGCCCCGGUGCUGCUGCUGCCGCUGCUGCUGCAGCUGCUGUUCGGGCGCAGCUUGGCGGCGUACCGGCCCAACAUCGUCGUCAUCGUCGGUGACGACCUGGGAUGGAACGACUUGAGCUUCCAUGGCUCCGACGAGAUCCCCACCCCCAACAUCGACGCCCUGGCCUACAACGGCGCCAUCCUGAACCAGCACUACGUGCAGCCCGUGUGCACCCCCAGCAGGGCCGCCCUGCUGACGGGCAGGUACCCCAUCCACCUGGGGAUGCAGGGGCCACCCAUCCUGGCCGCCGAGCCGCGCGCGCUGCCGCUGGGCCACACGCUGCUGCCCGAGUACCUGCAGCAGCUGGGCUACGUGACGCACGGCAUCGGCAAGUGGCACCUCGGCUACCACCGCAAGGAGUACCUGCCCACUAGGCGCGGCUUCGACACCUUCCUGGGCUACUACAACGGCGCGCUCAGCUACUACGACCACAUCCUGGAGACCACGUACCCGGACUACGGCUACAUGGCGGGCCACGACAUGCGGCGCAACGAGAGCACCGCCUGGGACCUGCAAGGCAAGUACGCCACGGACGUGUUCACCGACGAGGCCAACGACAUCAUCCGCGCGCACGACCAGCGCCUGCCGCUCUUCAUGUACGUGGCGCACCUGGGCGUCCACGCCGGCAACGCGGGCAAGCUGCUCGAGGCCCCGCAGGAGGAGAUCGACAAGUUCAGGCACAUCGCCGACCCCAACCGGAGGACCUACGCGGCCAUGGUGUCCAAGCUGGACCAGUCCGUCGGCAGCAUCGUGGCUACACUGCAGUCGCGCAACAUGCUCGAGAGCUCCAUCAUCCUGUUCAUGUCGGACAACGGCGCACCCACCAUCGGCGACCCUUACCCCAACUGGGGCUCCAACGCGCCGCACCGCGGGCUCAAGGACACGCUCUGGGAGGGCGGCGUGAAGGGCGCGGCGCUCAUUUGGAGUCCGCUGCUCAACCGGCGGCCGCGCGUCUCCUUCGACAUGAUCCACAUCACGGACUGGCUGCCCACGCUGUACAGCGCGGCCGGCGGCCGGCCAUACGACCUGCCGCCCGACCUGGACGGCGUGGACCAGUGGACGUCCCUCGCCAACGACCUGCCCUCGCGCCGCUCCGAGAUCCUCCUCAACAUCGACGAGCGCAUCAAGACGGCCGCCCUGCGCCAGAACAACUGGAAGCUCGUCGUCGGGUCCAGCCAGGGCGGCAAGUUCGACGAGUACUUCGGGUCGAGCGGCUCGGCCUCGGACCCGCCCUUCAACUUCUCGUCCGUGCUGACCAGCCCGGCGGGGCGCUCCCUGACGUCGCACGCCGCGCGGUCGGGCUGGCCCGUCAUCGGCGAGUACGCCAUGGUGGCGCUGCGCGCGCGCGCCACGGUGCGCUGCGGGCCCAACUACGUGUCCGCGACCUGCGACCCCGCCGCCUCCGCCAACAAGCACUGCCUGUACGACGUGCAGAACGACCCCUGCGAGCGCAACAACCUGGCCGACGUCUACCCGACCGUGGCGCGCGCCCUCAAGCGCACGCUGGUGCGGUACCGCGCCGGCCUGGUGCCGCAGCCCCCCGCGUUGCAGCAGCCCUCGCUGGCCGACCCGAAGCGCUUCGGCGGCGCCUGGUCGCCCUGGGCCGACGACCUGCAGAGCAGCAACCUGCAGGCCGACAGCUCCACCGCGCCCACGGACGGCCCCAUCGGCUCCGGGCCCAGCGCCAGCGUCGGCCCCAGCGCCAGCGCCGGCCCCAGCACCACACCCUCGGGCAACAAGCCCGCGCCCGCCACGGCCCCCAAGCCCUCAAAGCCCAGCACCAAGCCCAACAAGGCCACCACCGAGGCCAACAAGCCCAAGAGCACCGCCGACCCGCUGGAGGAAGCGCCACCGGCCACGGAGGACGAUAAGGACGACAACGAAGACAUGAUCCUGUACUGACACGGGCUGCACGGGCCAGGCCGAGGCCCAGGCGCGCGUCCAAGCUGAAACCGUACUGGUCAUCGGGGAUAGGUCGAAAGCGAGACCGCAACUCUACUAACUGACUAACUACUCGUUCCGUCCCUGAACCACCUCUUCCGGUUGCAGAGCCAAAUAAGAUGUAGGAAAAACGGAAAGCAAUCAAAAUAAAAACCAUUGUUUUUAAAAUAAAAAAAAAAUAGAGAAUGCUCGUCUGUAACCGGAAAUCUUCGGAAAGAAAUCAUAUUUGUUUUCCCUAAACAACCUGCUUGCACUGAAUCCCUACUUUGUCUGUGAUAAAAAUGUUCUAAAUGUAGCUUCGCCCUGUGCGAAUUAGUUAUUAAGAUGAAGAGGACUGCUUCCCGUGAGUGGCGCGUCCCCUGUGUGUAGUUCUUCCUUAUUCUGUUUUUCUUUCCCAAUUCAGCAGUAACGAUUUCACUGCCAAUGUAACGCGUCACCGGGCCCUUUCGUGCCCAAGAAACUGAGACUUCCGGUGAACUCCGAUUGCCUUCAUCAUGUGCAUGUGUGGGCAUCGGCGUUGUUGUCGAAAACAACCUGCCAACCACCAAAAUUGUUAUUUAUUUUACUUUUGCCUAGCGUUUGUCCUCAGAGUAGUGACUCCCCCGAAUGUAAUGAACCUGUACAAACCCCCCGAGUUAUUCCAAAGUAGCACCUCAAUAAACCGAGUUCGAAAAUCAU
Molecule: messenger RNA, 3028 nt
Organism: Thrips palmi
Lineage: Eukaryota; Metazoa; Arthropoda; Insecta; Thysanoptera; Thripidae
Product: arylsulfatase B-like
Exons: 8
Coding region: 368-2311 (647 amino acids)
Source: RefSeq, a predicted model, not a curated record